UAUAGUGGCGAUGGUACUUAUUAUGACACUGGCCUCGGUGCAUGUGGGGAGACAAACACAAAUGAUGACUACAUUGUUGCUCUUAGCCAUGUUCUUUUUGACCAGUACACCCCAGGCACAAACCCCAACGAUAACACCUUGUGUGGACGGGAAAUUAUCGCCAGUUAUGAGGGCAAGUCUGUAAAGGUGACUGCUGUUGACAGAUGCGAAGGUUGCCUGGAGUAUGAUUUGGACUUUUCGCCUGCAGCUUUCAAGCAAUUAGCAGACCCGGACUUAGGGCGUAUAAAGAUCACGUGGGAGUGGGUCUAA
This is a messenger RNA of Metschnikowia bicuspidata var. bicuspidata NRRL YB-4993, 309 nucleotides long. It is a transcript of the gene DAG7, whose product is annotated as Dag7p. Lineage: Eukaryota; Fungi; Ascomycota; Pichiomycetes; Serinales; Metschnikowiaceae. The record is from RefSeq and is a predicted model, not a curated record. The annotation marks the transcript as partial. The transcript has a single exon.